AUAACCCUGGGUUAGAGGGUUUGAAUAGUUCAGUUUACUGUAAUCAGUUACCGUGAAUACAGGCGUACGCAAAUAUAUUGCUUAACUCUCAGCUAAUAGGAGUGAAAGAUUUGAGAAGAAAUAUUGGAAAUUCGCAUUCAGUCGUGUCUUAACUUGGGUUCACUAUGCAAGGAGAUAUGGAGGUUGGAUCUAUGAGAGCUGAGUUGGCUAAGCAUGGUCAGGAGCAUCUCCUUAAUCACUGGGAUUCUAUCUCUACGGAGGAGAAGAAGCUCCUGAUGAAGGAGCUCCAGGAGCUCGACUUCAAGGAGCUCAACGAGUACUUCAACAGAACUGUUGGGGAGCUGGAGUCUGCUGGACAGAAGCUGGAUGAUAGGAUGGAGCCCCUUGAUGAGGACCAAUGUGGAGCUAUGGUUAAAUCAACUAACGAGGAGCUGGACCACUAUGAGUCCUUGUCUAUGUCUGAGAUCGGAGAAGGACGUGUUGGUAUCCUACUGCUGGCAGGAGGACAAGGAACUAGACUGGGAACUAGUUAUCCUAAGGGAAUGUAUGAUGUUGGUUUACCAUCAGGGAAAACAUUGUUCCAACUUCAGGCUGAGCGUAUUCUGAAGCUUGAAAGAUUAGCUGCGGCUAGAACAGGAAAAGACGGAAAAAUCACCUGGUACAUCAUGACCUCAGCCUCUACUGUCGGCCCCACCCAGGCCUUCUUCAGCUCCAACAACUACUUCGGGCUGAAGCAGGAGAACAUCGUUGUAUUUCAACAGGGAACCCUCCCUUGCUUCACGUUCCAAGGUAAGAUCCUCCUGGCAGAGAAGCACAAGCUGUCCAGAGCUCCUGAUGGGAACGGAGGACUGUACCGUGCUCUCCGGGUUCAAGGAGUACUAGAGGAUAUGAAGAAGCGUGGUAUCAAGAGUAUCCAGCUGUACUGUGUAGAUAAUAUCCUUGUCAAGGUUGGGGAUCCAGUAUUCAUGGGAUACUGUCUAGCUAAGGGAGCAGAGUGUGCAAAUAAGGUUGUACGGAAAGGGUUUCCUACGGAAGCUGUUGGUAUAACAUGUAAAGUGGACGGACACUAUCAGGUGGUAGAGUACUCUGAGAUAACGAAUAGUUCUGCGGAGCGAAAGAACCAUGAUGGAAGUCUGGUGUACUCUGCAGCAAACAUCUGCAUACAUUUCUUCACCUUCGAGUUCUUAGAACGAGUUGUGACAAAGAACGAGAAAUCUCUUCAGCAUCACGUGGCCAAGAAGAAAAUUCCGUUCGUUGACGAAUCUGGGGAGAUUGUCUCUCCGUCAACUCCAAACGGAAUCAAGAUGGAAAAGUUUGUUUUUGAUGUCUUCAGGUUUGCGAAUAAUUUCGUGGUUUGGGAAUGUCUCCGAGAUGAGGAAUUUGCUCCCCUCAAGAAUGCUGAGGGAGCUAAAGAUUUCACUCCCUCUUACUGCAGAAAUGCACUUCUCUCUCUACAUCAGAAAUGGCUAAAAAUGGCUGGAGCACAGAUAGUUAGUGGAUCAGGUACUGAGUAUCCUCUGAUGACCAGCCCGGCUAGUGAAGGAAACAAUAACUCUGAAAGUAUUGAGGACGAACCCGAGGUUGUCCUCACAGAAAUCUGUCCUCUACUCAGCUAUGCCGGAGAAGGACUUGAACCACUAGUCUCGGGAAAAAAGUUGACACCUCCCAUUCAUCUUACCCUUUCCUCAUGAUCCUUCAAUAUACCCUUUCCUCAUGAUCCUUCAAUAUACCCUUUCUAUGAUCCUGCAAUAUACCCUUUAUUCAUGAUCCUUCAAUUCACCCUUUCCUCAUGAUCCUUCAAUAAAUCCUUUCAUCAUGAUCCUUCAAUAUAUGUUUUCCUUCAACUAGAAUCUCCUCAUAAACCUCAAAUUCACCUUCCUUAUUUAUCCUAUUCUCCUUCUUCUCCUAAAAUCCUCCAAAAAUGCUCAAGCUCCUGAAGUAAAACUAACCCGAUGCUUUUCUGUACUUAUCCUUCAUAACUCCUUCGUUAACCUUUAUAUAAUAUAAUGUAUUGUAAAUAUAUAUAUCUAAUGUAUGAGGAAGUCCCAUUGAAGGAUAUUAAAAUUUAUGAUGCGAGACUAAAUUGCUCCGAAACCCCCCAAGCACAAGAAGAACCAUUUUAUAAACAAUAUAUAUAUGUUAUGUGGCAUUACAUAAAGUAAGAAUAUAUCUGUGAUUUUAUUGAUUAUGAUUCUACGAAGAUUUUAUACUUUUACUUUGCAAAAUAAAUACUAUAUUUUAUAAAACUGA
This is a messenger RNA of Eurytemora carolleeae, 2250 nucleotides long. RefSeq names its product UDP-N-acetylhexosamine pyrophosphorylase (gene mmy). NCBI's taxonomy places the organism in Eukaryota, Metazoa, Arthropoda, Copepoda, Calanoida, Temoridae. Gene Ontology annotation, molecular function: UDP-N-acetylglucosamine diphosphorylase activity. The transcript has 11 exons. The coding region runs from base 165 to 1691 and encodes 508 amino acids. Gene Ontology annotation, biological process: UDP-N-acetylglucosamine biosynthetic process. The record is from RefSeq and is a predicted model, not a curated record.